Colletotrichum fioriniae is the source of this 768-nucleotide messenger RNA. RefSeq lists its product as uncharacterized. Lineage: Eukaryota; Fungi; Ascomycota; Sordariomycetes; Glomerellales; Glomerellaceae. The record is from RefSeq and is a predicted model, not a curated record.
AUGGCACCAAACGUAGAUCCAGCUAUCCUUGAAGCCCUCCAGCUUGAUCCGGAGCAGACCGAAAUCGCGUCUCAUGGCGGCUCUGGAUUCGCAUCAUCUUUCAAACUCACGUCUGUCAUCGAUGGUCAGCCCACCAACUUCUUCGUCAAGACGGGCUCCGGGAAAGACGCCGAAGUCAUGUUUAGAGAUUUCUUGGACCUGGGAUCCUCGGCCCCUGGCGGAUCCGGCCUGUCACUAGCCGCGAAGCUCGCCAAGAUGCACACGACCCUGGCGCCCGUCCCGGAGGGGUUCGACAGGCCCAUGUACGGUUUUCCCGUGAGCACCUGCUGCGGUUCGACGCCGCAGGACAACGCGUGGAAGGAGACGUGGGCCGAGUUCUAUGCCGAGAACCGGCUGCGCGGUGUCUUACGCGCGGGGAUCAGGAGGAACGGUGACGACGGAGAGUUGUCUCAGGCUGUGGAGACCGUUGCGAGCCGAAUCGUUCCGCGGUUGAUCGGCGAUGACCGCGUCAAGGGCACUCAGCCGGUGGUGAUCCACGGGGAUCUAUGGAGCGGGAACCACGGCCGGGGCCAGAUUGCGGGCAAGGGCGGCGCGGAGGAGGUUGUCUUCGACUCGUCAGCCGUUUACGGGCACGCCGAGUACGAGCUAGGCAUCAUGAAGAUGUUUGGUGGCUUCGGGAGCGGAUUUUGGACCGAAUACAAUAAGCUGGUGCCAAAGGCGGAACCAGUAGAGGAAUGGGAUGAUCGGGUUGCGCUUUACGAGUUGUAA